Molecule: messenger RNA, 4249 nt
Organism: Xiphias gladius (swordfish)
Lineage: Eukaryota; Metazoa; Chordata; Actinopteri; Istiophoriformes; Xiphiidae
Gene: fzd3a
Product: frizzled class receptor 3a
Exons: 9
Coding region: 524-2779 (751 amino acids)
Biological process (GO): non-canonical Wnt signaling pathway; canonical Wnt signaling pathway
Cellular component (GO): plasma membrane
Molecular function (GO): Wnt-protein binding; Wnt receptor activity
Source: RefSeq, a predicted model, not a curated record
GAGGAGAGGAGGAGAGGAGGGUGCUUGUAGAGGGAUAUUCACUCAUUGUUACCAACUAGAGGACUGGCGGAGACCCCGUUGCUACACGUGAAUUUUCGGCACAAUAGUCAGAUUGCAGACUGAAUGAUCAGACUGAACAUUAUCUCCAUCUGUGGUUGUCAUCACUAUUUCUCAAAAACAUCAUCGCAGUCCCUGAGGGGGAGGAGUGUAAGCCGCUUGGUCACAGUGCAGCAUCUUAAAGAACCAAAGCAUCUCUCAGGUGAUGGAGGUCUGGUGACACACUCCCACCAGAAUCACCGCAGAGAUGGAUGCAGUCAGCUUCAACCAUGGCCGUGUUGGAUUGUGCUGCCCAACCCAGACUGUUUCUCUGUGAUCUGAAGAGAAGGAAGAGACUACCAGAUAGUCCUUAAGCCUUUAGAUUUCUCCUUCCUGGUGAAUGAGCCAGAUGCUAACAGGGCUCAACCCCUCAUCCUAACAAGUCGUCACCUAGGUCUUUCUUCUCUCCUCCUUCUACAGACCAGUCAUGGAUCUCCUGUGGGUACUGUCAGUGUCCAUGGUGACGGUGUGCGUUGCCAUCCCCAUGGAUGCGGGAGUGGGGAGCCACAGUCUGUUCACCUGUGAGCCCAUCACCCUGCGCAUGUGUCAGGGGCUGCCCUACAACUCCACAUUCAUGCCCAACAUACUGAACAACUACGACCAGCAAACUGCCGCUCUUGCCAUGGAGCCAUUCCAUCCCAUGGUGAACCUGCAGUGCUCUCCAGUGCUUAGGAUGUUUCUGUGCGCGCUAUACGCUCCAGUGUGCACAGAGUACGGGCGAAUGACUCUCCCCUGCCGCCACUUCUGUCUGCAAGCCAAGAGCGACUGCUACAAACUAAUGGACAUGUUUGGUGUCAGAUGGCCGGAGGAGAUGAACUGCAACAGGUUCCCAGACUGUGACGAGCCCUACCCCCGUCCUGUAGACCUCCUGUCCAGCUCAGACACAACCAAAUCCCCCAUCUCUGUCCAGAGAGACUAUGGCUUCUGGUGUCCACGUGAACUCAAGAUUGACCCUGAACUUGGCUACUCUUUCAUGGGGGUUCGGGACUGCUCACCACCCUGUCCCAACAUGUACUUCACACGGGAGGAGCUGACGUUUGCCCGCUACUUCAUCGGGUUGGUGUCCAUCAUCUGCCUGUCUGCCACGCUUUUCACCUUCCUGACUUUUCUCAUCGACGUGUCACGAUUCCGUUACCCAGAGCGCCCGAUUAUAUUUUACGCCGUUUGCUACAUGAUGGUGUCCCUGGUGUUCUUCCUUGGGUUUCUGUUAGAGGACAAAGUUUCCUGUAAUGCAGCAAAUCCUGGGAGGUUUAGAGCUUCAACAGUGACUCAAGGCUCCCAUAAUAAGGCCUGCACUCUUCUCUUUAUGGUGCUAUAUUUCUUCACUAUGGCUGGCAGUGUCUGGUGGGUCAUUCUGACCAUCACCUGGUUCCUGGCUGCUGUUCCCAAGUGGGGCAGUGAAGCUAUAGAGAAGAAGGCUCUCCUUUUCCAUGCCUGUGCUUGGGGCAUCCCUGGUAUCCUCACCGUAACUCUGCUCGCCAUGAACAAGAUUGAGGGAGACAGUGUCAGUGGUAUUUGCUUCGUGGGACUUUACAACUUGACGGCACUGCGUUGGUUCCUAUUGGUCCCACUAGGACUGGACGUAGUGGUCGGUGUGGCGUUGCUUCUGGCAGGCAUAGCAGCACUAAACCGAGUCCGCAUGGAGAUCCCAUUGGAGAAGGAGAACCAGGAGAAACUGGUCAAGUUCAUGAUUCGUAUCGGUGUGUUCUCCUUACUCUACCUGGUCCCCUUGCUGACUGUUCUGGCCUGCUACCUUUAUGAGAACAGCUACAGAGCUAUCUGGGAGACGACAUGGGUGCAGGAGAGGUGUAGAGACUACCACAUCCCCUGCCCCUACCAGGUGGAGAGUACCAGUCAUCCUGACCUGGUCUUGUUCCUCAUCAAGUACCUGAUGAUGCUGAUCGUAGGAAUCCCCUCUGUUUUCUGGGUGGGCAGUAAGAAGACCUGUUUCGAGUGGGCCAGCUUCUUCCACGGCAAGAGACGCAAAGAAGCAUUAAACCCCUCUCCCACCACCUGCUCCACACACUCCUCCAUCCUCUGCUACAACACCACUACCUUCCCCCUCUCCCUCCCCACCCUCCUGCGUCUCUCCCUGCCAUCUCUGCCUUCACUCCCCUUCUCCUCCUCCUCCACCCCUUCCUUGCCCUCUUCUUUCCCCUGCUGCAGUGGGUUGGUAAACGAGAGCCGACAGGUGCUCCAGGAGCCCGACUUUGCCCAGCUGCUGCUUAGGGACCCUAACACACCCAUCGUGAGGAAGUCGCAGGGCACGUCCACCCAGGGUACCUCCACCCAUGCCUCCUCUACCCACCUGGCCAUGCUGGAUGAACCACCCAGUGCCAGCACCAGCCGAGCUGGCUCCGUUCGCAGCACACGCUCAAAAAUGAGUAGUUAUCAAGGCAGCCUGCACUGCUCCAGAGAUGGCAGAUACACAGCCUCCAGUUUCCGGGCAACUGAUGACCGACUGCCCUAUGAUAGCAUGCCUCGCCUCAACGACCAAACACAGUCCAGGCACUGCAGCACCAAUCGCCUAGACAGCCUAUCACGGCACGGUUCCACCCAGCGGCUGGAAAGCCAGUCGCGGCACAGCAGCAUCAGGGACCUGAGCAGUGCCACCCAAGCUGUUCUCGGCGUCCCUGGAAAUGGAAUUCACAGACUCCUGGAGGAGGACGGAGCUGCAGCCUGAACUAUGAUCCCCAUGGUGAAAAAGAUGUGACUGUAAGGGUUGAAGUAAGAGUAGAAAAGAUGAUUUUUUGUCUUUUUCUAGAAAGAUAAAGAAUGUGUGAGGAUCCCGAUUAAGUUUGACAGAAUGCAUAGUAACCACUGUGAUAUCCACUCCCGUUGAAUUUGGGAGCUCAGAGCUGCAGCACAACUAUGAUGCUUCAAAUUACUGUUGAUGAGGUCUACAUCCAGCCAAAUUGAGAGGACUCCAAAAGCCAAAUAUAAUGUGGAUUGAUGCCUUAAAAUGUUCUCUCAUAUUUACAUGACCCACUAGCUCAUCUCAAAAACUGAAGUUCAAAAUUAUUUUUGUCUAGUCUGCAAAACUACAAAAGAUUUUGCAGUCCUGAUGUUGACAUCUGGAUGGUCUGAACAAGCUUUGAACAAUGGACAUUACAAGCCUCCCCUUUAGUCUUUGGAGGAAGGUAGUAAUUUUUAAAGGUUUACCUUUUUUGAGAUUUUACUUUCUACCUAUUUUGCACCUCUUUAACUUCUGAUGUCAGAAUUGUGUUUCAGUUUCAUAUGUCUAACUUAACCUGCUAAAAUCUGUAUUUAUAAAGGGAAAUCUUUUCACACCUGAUUUGAAACUCCACAUAACACAUUAGUUAGAAGUUUAGGGAACCAACAACUGAGUGUGGAUUUUUGCCUUAAAAUUUCCUCUCAGCUUUACCUGAACUACAAGCUAAUCCCAAAAAGUUCAAAAUGAUUUUACUCAAGUUUACAAUGGAUUUUCUGGUCCUGAUGGUGAGGUCUGGAUUUAAAAACAGUUUGUAAUAUUGAGGUACUUCUUAAUUGCACCUGUGCAACAAUGUAUGUAGUGAUAAAAGAAAAAUGUCUGGAUCUGUGGUUUGCCAUUUUGUAUGCAAUGGCCGAAAUACAGGUUAAAAAAAGCAGAAUCAAACUCCUGCCUUAUGUGUGUUCAGACACAGGGAAAAACAAAUUUUAGAUAAGGUGUGAUUGUAUACGCGUUGCUGGGCGAAUUCGCCCAGGGUGGCGAAUUGAGGCGCAGACACGCGAGAUUAAACUUUACUUGGGUAGUAGAAUGUAUCCCUGUCCUCCAUGAAACGACAUCAUUAAUUUACAGAGAGGAAAACAAAAAGGAGAGAGAGACUGGAUUAAAGUAAAUGGAAUAACUGGAGUUUCUGUUUAGUUCUGAGCUGAACACAAACAAACGCAGACACACUUCCACACACACGGCCGUUGCUCAUGGUUAGCUUAUGGCUACAUUUCACUUUGCGUUCUGUCGGAACACACCUUUACAGUUUGAAUAGAUAGUGCCCCCUUAAGUUAGUCAAAUUCUAAAUAGUUGAUCCCGUUAAAAGUCUGUCCUUACUUGUAUAGCUACUGUAAAUAUUUGACCAAUAUUUUUUUCUGGUUGCAAAACAUGUGCAUAGAUGUAAAAACUGAACUUUUGUUAUUCAUUUGUAAUAAAGUUUUU